Molecule: messenger RNA, 628 nt
Organism: Pyrus x bretschneideri (Chinese white pear)
Lineage: Eukaryota; Viridiplantae; Streptophyta; Magnoliopsida; Rosales; Rosaceae
Exons: 1
Coding region: 2-574 (190 amino acids)
Source: RefSeq, a predicted model, not a curated record
AAUGGGGAUUUGCAACUCAUGCGAAUCAAUCUCUGUAGCUACAGCCAAGCUGAUUCUUCAAAACGGGCAGCUUCAAGAAUUCUCGAGACCGAUUAAGGUCUCACAUGCAUUGCAGAUGAUGAACGUCAGUCCCAUGCAUUUCAUAUGCGACUCAGAUGACAUGGAGUUUGGAGGCUUUUUUGGUGCUGUUGAUGGGGAUCAAGUGCUUCAGUUGGGUCAGCUUUACUUUGUGUUACCGUUGAGUUGGCUGAAAAAACCACUUCGACCGGAGCAGAUGGCUGCUUUGGCCGUUAGGGCAAGUUUGGCGCUUACAAAUAUGAGACGGAGAUAUGGAGGCGGGUGUAAAAGUGCCAGUCCAGUUGUGUUUACUAUUAAGAAGAAUGUGAAGACCAGUCGGAUGGCGGCCAUGGGAGGUGGUGACAGCGGCAUAAGCGAUGGAGUCAGACGUCCUGAAGUUGUGAGGAGAAGAAGGAGAGGAGGGCGCCGCUAUAACCGUGGUGGUGGAAGUGGUAGCUAUACGACUAGGUUGAGUGUAAUUUUAGAGGAGGAUGAGAAGAUAGAGGAGGGUGCAUAAUUAUGUUGUAGACUGGAAUCAACAUUUUUAUAUAUUAAUUCAGAACUUAGUGAA